Molecule: messenger RNA, 2975 nt
Organism: Nerophis ophidion (straightnose pipefish)
Lineage: Eukaryota; Metazoa; Chordata; Actinopteri; Syngnathiformes; Syngnathidae
Product: zinc finger protein 653-like
Exons: 17
Coding region: 29-2620 (863 amino acids)
Biological process (GO): regulation of transcription by RNA polymerase II
Cellular component (GO): nucleus; membrane
Molecular function (GO): transcription coregulator activity
Source: RefSeq, a predicted model, not a curated record
GAUCCCAGCAUCAGCUGUUGUUGCCAAGAUGGCGCAUAGCCUGACAGACUUUCAGGUCCCCUCGGACGCCGAAGCCGCUGGGGACCGCGGGAGAGGCGCUCUGAGGCGCUGCAGGGGACGGCCCCGGCUCACGGACACGGACCGAGCACAGCGGCGUCUCGAGUCCCGGAAAAAGUACGACAUCCGGCGGGUGUACCUGGGAGAGGCGCACAAGCUGUGGAGUGAACUGCGGCGGCGCACAAGCCUGAGCGACGCCGGACUGGCGGAGUAUUUAAUCCUGCUGCACGCCGCGUGUGGGGACAAAUAUCUGCACAAACACUCGGGGAACAACACUGCCUCCGCUGAAUCUGUAAAUCAGAGAAAAAUUAAAAAGGAGCGGGAGUCAAGCCUCCAAAGCCUCGUGUGCUGGUACCAGAAGCACCUGCGUUCCUGCCCCCACGAGCCCCAGCUCAGAGCUCUGGAGCUCCAGCCCAACUUCUCCACGGCUGCCAUCUGGCAAUGCGACGGCGACCAUUCGUUCGUGCAACAGCUUUUCUCACCGCUGAGGGAGGCAAGUGACUCUGAGCGGGAGGAGAGACAGCAUGGAGACGACUGUGAAAAUGCUGCAAAAUUGGUGCCAAAGAGAUUAGCCGGCCGCAGGAGAAAAACAAACACUACGCCAAAAGGUUUAGAAGAAUCUUUGAUAGUGUCUGAGGUUGGCGACAUAGCCACAAAAGCCUUAACACAUCCUGCCAGUGUAGAGAGCGCCACCAAUGACGUCCCCCUGACAGAACCUCAGGUGUGGGAGAUGGAGAUGGUGCUGGAGCGACCACAAGGCUCCCCUGAGGCAAUGUUCCACUCCCUCACGUCAGAAGAAGAGGCUGACGAUGUAAGGCUAGACCAGGAUGAAGGAGCGACAGAGCCACUCGGAGAGGACGAGCACACCGGGUGCGGUUAUGAGCGCGUCCCCAUAGUAACAUCCUUUGCGGACAAACCGAGGAAAGCGGACGAGCGCCCGGAGGAAUCGGUGCACACGUCACUCCAGCCAGAGCUUUUGGCCCCGCCUCCCGUACAGGAAGAAGAGGACAGCGGGGAACUUUAUGAUCCUCACGCUCUGCAGGCGGUGGUGACGAGUUGUGACAUUCCCAACCAUCAGACGGCUCUAGAAGGCUCCCAGCUAAUCAUCAUAACUGGCCCCAGCUAUGAGGCUCUGGCGUCAGAGGGCAUCCAGCUCAACAUGGGUGCCGGGAACGAGGAGGAAGUCACCUGCACUGUCCUCGACGACGUCGGCUACGACCAAACGCGUGACUCUGCAUCAAAAAUCCCAGCGGCGGGAGACGACGGCUCCAUGGCAGGAUUGAGUGACAAGCAGCUGCUGGAGCCUAACAUUGACACUUUGGAGCUAAGUAGUGACCGUGAGCUACAGCGCAGUCUCAGCAGGUCAAAGAGAAACCGGCGAGGCCCGGUCAUCGAGGCUGAUGGGAUGCUGAAAAUGUUCCAUUGUCCAUACGAGGGGUGCAGUCAAGUUUAUGUAGCCAUAAGCAGCUUCCAGAAUCAUGUCAACCUCGUUCACAGGAAAGGCAGGACCAAAGUUUGUCCACAUCCGGGCUGUGGAAAAAAAUUCUACCUGUCCAACCACCUGCACCGCCACAUGAUCAUCCACUCAGGGGUCCGAGAUUUCAUAUGCGAGACGUGUGGGAAAUCGUUCAAGCGUAAGAACCACUUGGAAGUUCACAGGCGGACUCAUACCGGAGAAACCCCUCUACAUUUUCUGCCACAGCAACCGUUUCCAUCACUGAAAUCAGGGAAGAGACUUUGGAGGUUACGCAGCACCGAGAGCACACCUUUUGGAUUAAUUUCUUCUAAGGUUUGGAUACAUCUGCUGGAGAAAAUGGGAUGCUUUGGUUUCCUCAAGUUCAUGAUGUUUCUUUUCAACGGGAUCAUCUUUGUGGCGGGUGCAGCCAUCCUGGGCGUUGGCAUCUGGGUGAAGGUGGACAGCGGCUCCAUCCUGGGUUUCCUGGGGAUGAUUGAAAACGCACCUCCCGAGCUCGCUCAGGUGCUCAACGUGGGCUACCUGCUGAUCGCUGUGGGAGCGCUGCUGGUCAUCAUCGGCUUCCUGGGCUGCUGCGGGGCCGCCAGAGAAAGCAAGUGUAUGCUGCUGCUGUUCUUCAUCAUAAUCCUGCUGGUCUUCAUCGCUGAGGUUGCGGGUGCUGUGGUGAUCUUGGUCUUCAGACCUUUGGCGGAAGAGUUAUUUGACAAGUUUGGUGAAGCAUCAGUCCAGAGCAUCAAGAAGGACUACGGGAAAAAUGAGGACGUCACGGGACUGUGGGACACAACAAUGAGCACGUUCAAAUGCUGUGGAAUCUACAACUCGUCAAACUUCGUAGGCUCGCCGUAUUAUGCGGCCAACAAUAAUCAAUACCCGCCUCCGUGCUGCGCAGCCGCUAACAACCGGCCCUGUAAUCAAACAAUGAUCGACAAUUUCACGACAAUCCCAGGUUGCUUUGUAAAGAUCAAACAGUUGAUUGAGGACAACACCGUGGCGAUUGUUGCCGUGGCGCUGGGGAUCGCGGCUCUUGAGAUAUGUGCCAUGACCGUUUCCAUGAUCCUGUACUGCAAAGUAGAUUCCAAGUCGGGUUAACUAACUGCAAAAGUGGACAUCGCCAACAUAGCGCCACUCCUCAUAGUGCCUGUAACGGGUUUUGUUAUGUAGAAAUGUGUCAAUGGAUUACAUUUUUUCACCCCCAGUUUAAACACAAUAAUGACAAAUUCAUUAAUAACACCGCAGCUCCUGACAGAGAAUAUUUAAUGUUUCAGAAAGUGACAUAUUAUUGAGUAAUUGCAUAAGUUUAUUGUAAUAAUCGUAUUGAACAGUUCAUACAGGAGAUAAUUAAUGUGUUGCACUGAUGCAAUAAAUCAAUGUAGUUGAGAAUGAAUCUGUAUAUGUGUUGUAUGCAACAGGAUCAAUUGUAAAAUAAAUUUUAAAUAUUCAUUCA